Molecule: messenger RNA, 1539 nt
Organism: Sardina pilchardus (European sardine)
Lineage: Eukaryota; Metazoa; Chordata; Actinopteri; Clupeiformes; Clupeidae
Gene: nudt17
Product: nudix (nucleoside diphosphate linked moiety X)-type motif 17
Exons: 8
Coding region: 207-1115 (302 amino acids)
Biological process (GO): NAD+ catabolic process; NADP+ catabolic process
Cellular component (GO): cytosol; peroxisome
Molecular function (GO): NADH pyrophosphatase activity
Source: RefSeq, a predicted model, not a curated record
UUGUGGGCGAAAGUGAGCUGAAACUGUGACAUGCCCCGUGAUUGCGUUAUGAUAUAAAUUAAUUUUCCCGCCGGAGCAGUAUUUUCCAACAGUGACCUUAGCCUACAGCCAGACUUUACUUUGCAAAGCCGAGAUGUGUGAGUGUUAGCUUUUGGCUAACUAGCAAAUUACUUUUGUCUAGGUAAUGUUGCAGUGCAUGUGUCUUCAUGGAAAAGGUACGGAGAAUCUUAGUUCACCUGUCUAAGGAUAAAGGUGUGCCGCAGUGCGCCCGCUUCGUGCAGAGCAUCACCGGGCACUUUGCGGGCAGCUGUCCUGAGGAUGACCAUGUGAAAGUGAGCUGUUCCCUUGAGAAUAAUCGCUUUAUUAUCGAAAAUGGAAACUUGACGCAACUUAGGAGGGCGCAAUUCUGUCCAUUCAAAUAUCUGACAGAAACUGAGGCAGGUUCUCUCCCGGAUGAAAUAUUAAACCGUGGAGUGGACGUUGGUGUCGCCAUCCUCUUACAGUCAUCAGAUCAGAAGGUGCUGUUGACGCGACGGGCUGCUAGUCUCAGAAUUUUCCCAAGCGUCUGGGUUCCACCAGAUUAUUGUUUUUCAGGUGGUCACGUUGAACUAGAUGAAACAUUACUGGAUGCUGGACUGAGAGAAUUGAAAGAAGAGACAGGACUAGAGCUGGACCCUAAUGAUGUUGCAUCCCAGUUGCUUGGUCUGUGGGAGUCGGUAUACCCACCCAUGUUGUCAAGAGGACCUCCCAAGAGGCAUCACAUAGUCACCUACAUGCUUCUGCACUGUUCACUUUCUCACCUGCAGCUUCAGGCAUCCCUGAAACCAGAGCCUGCAGAAGUGAGUGGUUGCUUAUGGGUGGAUACCAACCUGGUCAAAGCCAUAGUCGCCGCAGUGGAUGGCGAGGAGGAGGACCCUGGCCCUAUACCCACUAACACGGCCCAGUCUGUUAGUGUCAUGGAGGUCUCCCCCACCGGUGAACUGAGUGAGUCUGCCAUGCCUGCGUCUGUGCUCUGCAACCGGGCCCCAGCCCAUGGUGAGGAUGUGGAGCGUGUCAGCACUGGAACAAAGUUUGCCUUAGAGCUGUGGCUGAAGACCUUAGAGUCCCAGGGCUGAACACCACUGAGACUAGGGGCCUUUCUCAUUCGUCUUUUUAUCUAUCCUCCUUUCCUUCCUUCCUUCCUCAGUGAGGACGAGGACCGAGGAAGGAAGGGAGGAUAGAUAAAAAAGAUGAAUGAGCAGGGCCCAAGGUGCUGAUGCGUCUCCUCUUAAAACGACAGUCAAGUCGAAGUGUUUUUGAAAUGCCAGGGGUGAUUUUUGUGAAUACACAAUCAAGGUGUACUGGAGUGUUUUCUCUGAUGAGAGAUGAAAAAAAAACAUGCUGCCUUUGAUAUACUACAAACAAAAUACAUAUCUUCUCUGUUAUUCUCAGAAAAUCCUUGUCUUUUCUAGCCACAUGGUGGCAGCAUCAACAUAGUUACCAAGCUGUCUACAACACCUCUAUAAAAAUAAAGACCUCAACAUUAAAAACAUGGCUUGG